Podospora bellae-mahoneyi is the source of this 3130-nucleotide messenger RNA. RefSeq lists its product as uncharacterized. Bases 222 to 2567 code for a protein of 781 amino acids. Gene Ontology annotation, molecular function: metalloendopeptidase activity. NCBI's taxonomy places the organism in Eukaryota, Fungi, Ascomycota, Sordariomycetes, Sordariales, Podosporaceae. The record is from RefSeq and is a predicted model, not a curated record. Gene Ontology annotation, biological process: proteolysis. The transcript has 2 exons.
CUUCCCGUUCGCCUGCUUUGUUCCUUCCUCUCCCUCCUUGCUUGCGAGUCCAUCGAUUCGCCUCCACUCUUGAAUGCGGCAGAGGACUUAUAGAAGGACCUCCGCAACAUUCUCUACGGCCGACAGCUAGACACUCUGGUCUAUCCUUUCACUCCUAAUAGCACUCAUUCGUUUAUGGGCAGGCAGCAUACAUAGGGAACGCAAAUACGACUAAUUGAAUUAUGCUUCUUACCAAGGCCUUCGCGGCCGCCCUCACAGCUGCAGGUCUACUGUUCCAAAAUGCGAUAGCGCACUCUGUACAACGAAGAUCGCUGUCCUAUGUAACGCGCAUUGAGGACAUCAACAUCCAAACACCAUCUCAUCGGGUGCACGCCCAUACCUCAUUCGACGUCACAUUCCACCUUCACAGCAAGCAUCAAAUUGUCCGUCUCUCAUUGGACCCAAACACAGAUCUCUUCAGUGAUGACGCAGCGAUCCAACAUGUCGGUGUCGAUGGUACAAUCACCAAGGUCGAACCGCUCGACAGGCGAGCGAUCCGUGUGUUCAAGGGAGAGAGUUGGGUCAAGGAGGACGGCUCGACCGAAUGGAAGCAUGUGGGCUGGGCUCGAAUCAGCUUGAUCCGCGAUGGGAAAAAUCCCAUCUUCACGGGCGUAUUCACCAUUUUAGGAAACCACCAUCAUGUCAAGACUGCCAGUUCGUAUCGAGCGCUCGCGAUCGAGGGCGACCCCGAAGUCGACGAGGAGGAUGACGACUACAUGGUUGUUUGGCGUGACACUGAUCUCAGCCCCGAGCCUGGCCAUGUCGAUCUCAAGCGUGAUCUGGGCAGCAUGGAAACCUGCGCCUCUGAUGACCUUCUUUCCAACCAGGGUUCCAACAGCCUUGUGUAUCGGGCCUUUAACCAGCCUCUGACGGAAGGCGCAUCUAUCAACCCUCGGGCUCUGUUUGGGCGGCAGGAUCAGAUCGGUGGAAACGGUGCUGGUGUCAACUUGGCUGGGUCGAUUGGUUCGACGCAGGGAUGUCCGACUACAAAAAGGGUUGCCUUGAUCGGUAUCGCCACCGACUGCGGUUACACUUCCAAGUUUAGGAACAAGGAGGAAGUGCGAGCCAACAUCAUCGAUAUCGUGAACUCGGCCUCGGAGUUGUAUGAGAGAACAUUCAACAUCUCGUUGGGUAUUCAGAACUUGACCAUCAGCGAUGCUCAGUGCCCAGGCACACCCCCCCCAACCGCGCCCUGGAACACGCCCUGCAGCGACAGCAUUACUAUUACUCAGCGUCUGAGCCAGUUCUCAGAGUGGCGCGGCCGAUGGGAAGGGGAUGGCAAUGCUUACUGGACGCUGUUGACGAGCUGCGGGACUGAUAAUGCCGUUGGCCUGGCUUGGUUGGGUGCUGUCUGCCAGCGUGGAGCCACGCAACAGGGGAACGAGACCACGGCUGCUGCCAAUGUCGUUGUACGGACAUCCACCGAAUGGCUUGUCUUUGCCCACGAGACUGGACACACCUUUGGAGCUGUUCAUGACUGCGGACAGGGUUCAUGUUCCCGCGGCGAAGACAAGCAGUCACAGUGCUGCCCACUGUCGAGCCAGUCUUGCGAUGCACAGGCCAACUUUAUCAUGAACCCUUCGACAGGCAGCGGCAUCACGCAGUUUUCACCCUGCAGUGUAGGCAACAUCUGCAGCUUCCUCGGGCGUAGCUCCCAGCGAGCCAGCUGUCUCGUCAGCAACAGGAAUCUCAUCACCAUCACUGGCCAGCAGUGUGGAAACGGCAUUGUUGAAGCUGGCGAGGACUGCGACUGCGGCGGGGAGCAGUCCUGCGCGGGCAACCCAUGCUGCGACCCCAAGACUUGCAAGUUCACCACGGGCAGCCAGUGUGAUUUCUCCAACGAUGAAUGCUGUACUGGCCAAUGUCGUUUCGCGGCCCAAGGGAGCGUCUGCCGUGCCAGCACCGGUCCUUGCGAUCCUGAGGAGAGGUGUUCAGGGACAGCAGCUGCUUGCCCAGCUGAUGAGAGCCGUCCAGACGGAGAUAGCUGCGGUGAACCUGGCGCUGGCCUGCAGUGUGCUUCUGGCCGCUGCACAUCCCGCGACCUUCAGUGCAAGACGAUGAUGGGCCGUUUGACCACAAACAACGAUACCUACUCAUGCUCGAGCAGCGGCUGCACCUUGUCUUGCCAGUCCCCCGAGUUUGGGCCCAACACUUGCUUUUCCAUGCGACAGUACUUCCUCGACGGGACCCCCUGCGAAGGUGGUGGCAAGUGCUUCAACGGUAACUGCCAGGGUACACAGCUCGGCAAGCAGGUUCUCGACUGGAUCAACGACAACAAGCCAAUCUUCAUCCCGGUGGUUAUCGUUGUCGGUCUUCUCUUCCUCAUGGCCGUCUGCAGCUGCCUGUUCAGCUGCUGCCGGAAGUCGAGCAGAAGCCAGCGCAAGAUUCCCAAGCCGGUACCGCCACCAUACCCCUACGGCAACGGAAUGCCCGCCAUGCGUGGACCAGCACCGGGGCAGCAAGGGUAUCACCAACCACAGCAGCAAGGAUGGGAGCCAAUGCGCUCGACGCCGUAUCGUUAUGCCUAAUGAUAAAUAUCUCGUUGGUUUAUUUUUUUGGUUUUUUUUUGGUCGGAAACAGGAAAGGGGCAUAGAUCAUUUUGGCAGGGAGGUUUUUUCUUGUUUGGAUUUUGCCUGCUGGACACACACAACCGAACCCCCCCCUCCCUUUUUUUUUUUUUUUUUUUUUUUUUUGCAUGCAUUAAGAUGGCGUUUAAUCUUUUCUCGUCUCUCCUUUUGUUUUCUGGAUCCUGUCCUCAAACGAGGUGGACAGGGCUUGUCGAUAUCUUACCCCUCUUCUCCCGGAGGAUUAAGGAAGUCAAAAUUAUGAGGAUAUGAUUUCUUGUCUGGAGUAUAAGCUGGUUGUAUAUGGUCUUGGCAUCUUUGUAUAGGAAGUACAGGACUAAGGUGUUGCACGAUGUGUGUUGGCUUCUUGUACAAGAUGUCCUGGGUGAUCGCGAUAUUUGUAUGUAGUGCAGAGAAAGAGAGAGAGACACGUAUCAAAUGGGUGGCUGUUUUGUGUUUCUGCAGGAGGAAAGAUUAGUUGGGGGUGGGUGGGAAAUAUGCAACAAGUUCAAUCAAUGACUUUGGAA